This is a messenger RNA of Saccharomycodes ludwigii, 1539 nucleotides long. It is a transcript of the gene VMA2, whose product is annotated as H(+)-transporting V1 sector ATPase subunit B. NCBI's taxonomy places the organism in Eukaryota, Fungi, Ascomycota, Saccharomycetes, Saccharomycodales, Saccharomycodaceae. The record is from RefSeq and is a predicted model, not a curated record. Gene Ontology annotation, biological process: ATP metabolic process; proton transmembrane transport. Gene Ontology annotation, molecular function: ATP binding; proton-transporting ATPase activity, rotational mechanism. Gene Ontology annotation, cellular component: proton-transporting V-type ATPase, V1 domain. The coding region runs from base 1 to 1539 and encodes 512 amino acids. The transcript has a single exon.
AUGGCAACCAAGAUUUCUGAUCAACAACUGUUUGAUGUUAACAAGUUAGCUGCAACCAAAGGCUUCAACAUCAAACCAAGAUUAACCUAUAACACUGUUGGUGGUGUUAAUGGUCCAUUGGUUAUAUUGGAAAAGGUGAAAUUUCCCCGUUAUAAUGAAAUUGUCAAUUUAACACUACCAGAUGGUUCAGUGAGACAGGGGCAAGUAUUAGAAGUCAGAGGUGAUCGUGCUAUUGUCCAAGUUUUCGAGGGUACCAGUGGUAUUGAUGUCAAAAAAACUACUGUUGAAUUUACCGGGGAAAACUUGAAAAUACCUGUCAGUGAAGACGCUUUGGGUCGUAUUUUUGAUGGUAGUGGUAGACCAAUUGAUAAUGGUCCACAAGUUUUUGCUGAGGAUUAUUUAGAUAUCAAUGGAUCUCCUAUUAACCCAUAUGCCCGUAUUUACCCUGAAGAAAUGAUUUCCACUGGUAUAUCUGCUAUUGAUACUAUGAAUAGUAUUGCUAGAGGACAAAAGAUACCAAUUUUCUCUGCAAGUGGGUUACCUCAUAAUGAAAUUGCUGCUCAAAUCUGUAGACAGGCUGGCUUGGUCAGACCAACCAAGGAUGUUCAUGAUGGACAUGAAGAAAAUUUCAGUAUUGUCUUUGCUGCCAUGGGUGUUAAUUUAGAAACUGCCAGAUUUUUCAAACAAGAUUUUGAAGAAAAUGGUUCCUUGGAAAGAACUUCUCUAUUUUUGAAUUUAGCCAAUGACCCAACCAUCGAAAGAAUUAUUACUCCUCGUUUGGCAUUAACUACAGCAGAGUACUUAGCUUAUCAAACCGAACGUCAUGUCUUGACAAUUUUAACAGAUAUGUCUUCAUACGCCGAUGCUUUACGUGAAGUUUCUGCCGCCAGAGAAGAAGUUCCAGGUAGAAGAGGUUAUCCAGGUUAUAUGUACACAGAUUUGUCUACUAUUUAUGAGCGUGCUGGUAGAGUUGAAGGCCGUAAUGGUAGUAUUACACAAAUUCCAAUUUUGACCAUGCCAAAUGAUGAUAUCACACAUCCUAUUCCUGAUUUGACGGGUUAUAUUACAGAGGGACAAAUUUCUGUUGAUCGUCAAUUGCACAAUAAAGGUAUUUAUCCACCUAUUAAUGUUUUGCCAAGCUUAAGUAGAUUAAUGAAGAGUGCUAUUGGUGAAGGUAUGACUAGAAAGGAUCAUGGUGAUGUUUCUAACCAAUUGUAUGCUAAGUAUGCCAUUGGUAGAGAUGCUGCCGCUAUGAAAGCCGUUGUUGGUGAGGAAGCUUUGAGUAUGGAAGAUAAAUUAUCUUUGGAAUUUUUAGAAAAAUUUGAAAAAACGUUUAUCUCUCAAGGUGCAUAUGAAAAUAGAACUGUUUUUGAAAGUUUGGAUCAAGCCUGGAGUUUGUUGAGAAUUUAUCCAAAGGAGAUGUUGAAUAGAAUUUCUCCAAAGAUUUUGGAUGAGUUUUACGACAGAACCAGAGACGAUGAAGAAGACCAAGAUAAGAACCAUGACGUUAGUAAAGGCCAAGAACAAUCUUUGAUUUGA